Abrus precatorius (Indian licorice) is the source of this 1055-nucleotide messenger RNA. RefSeq names its product expansin-A4. Gene Ontology annotation, biological process: plant-type cell wall organization. NCBI's taxonomy places the organism in Eukaryota, Viridiplantae, Streptophyta, Magnoliopsida, Fabales, Fabaceae. The transcript is spliced from 2 exons. The record is from RefSeq and is a predicted model, not a curated record. Gene Ontology annotation, cellular component: extracellular region. The coding region runs from base 27 to 806 and encodes 259 amino acids.
CACUUCCUCUCCUCACAGCAACAACCAUGCCUUUGGUCAACAAAAUCAUCGCCAUUGUCUCCAUCAUAACCCUCUUCACUUCCACCCAAGCCAGAAUCCCAGGCGCGUACACGGGCGGCGCGUGGCAAAGUGCCCAUGCCACAUUCUACGGUGGGAGCGACGCCUCCGGCACAAUGGGCGGCGCGUGUGGCUAUGGCAACUUAUACAGCCAAGGCUACGGCGUAAACACAGCGGCACUGAGCACCGCGCUUUUCAACAAAGGGUUAAGUUGUGGAGCUUGCUUCGAGAUUAAGUGUGCCGAUGACCCCAACUGGUGCCACGCCGGCAGCCCAUCAAUCUUCAUAACCGCCACCAACUUCUGUCCCCCAAACUACGCUCUUCCCAGCGACAAUGGGGGUUGGUGUAACCCUCCACGCCCACACUUCGACCUCGCCAUGCCCAUGUUCCUCAAAAUCGCUGAGUACCGUGCCGGCAUCGUUCCCGUCUCUUUCCGCCGGGUGCCUUGUCGGAAGCAGGGAGGGAUGAGGUUCACAAUCAACGGUUUCCGUUACUUCAACUUGGUUUUGAUCACCAACGUCGCGGGCGCAGGGGAUAUCGUGAGGACGAGCGUUAAAGGGUCGAGGACUGGGUGGAUGAGCAUGAGCCGCAACUGGGGUCAAAAUUGGCAGUCAAACGCUGUUUUGGUUGGUCAGUCAUUGUCUUUCAGGGUCACAGCCAGUGACCGACGCACCUCCACCUCAUGGAACAUUGUUCCCUCCAAUUGGCAAUUUGGCCAAACCUUCUCUGGCAAAAACUUUAGGGUCUAAUUUUGUUUCUUUUUGAAACAAAAUGGAAAUUUUCAUCUCUAUGUAGUUUUGAAUUUACCUUGGGGUGUGGAUAGAAGGGAAACGGCGAGAAGAAAAAGAAAAUGGAGAGAAAAGUAAGUAAAGUACGUUUGUGGUAGUGAUUAGGGAAACUUUUUGACUUUUUUUUCGUCUUUGAUUGUGAAAGUGGGGGGGGUACGACAUUGUCACUUUCUUGUUAUAUGGGUUUUAAGUUUUAUAGAAUUCUAGAAA